AUGAGUAUAGACUCAAGUCCGGGUUCGACAGAACCCACGCCUACUACCACAGCCGCUACAUCGGGUGGCGACACCGGCACCAAAUCAGCCCAAGAAAAAGAGACACAACCCACAUUAUCAACCUCAAUUAUCUCAACACUAUGCUCCCCCUUCAGCACGCUCUUAUCUGCAACCACGCUCUACCAAGGCAGCAAGGAGGAUGCAUCCCCGCCAAAUAGCAUCUCCAAGAACGAGCAAGAGCAAGAGCAGUCCAAAUCUCAAGAACAAGAAAAAGAACCACAGCCAGAGUUACUAGAGCCAGAACCAGAACCAUAUUACAAACCAAAUGAGGUUCCGCUUUUCAAAACGCUCCAAAAGAAGCGACUAUCAGGGACACGCACGAAGCAACUUCUCCGCGCGGCGGGUCGAGCCUACAAUGAUCCCCCGCCACCGCCGGAACUGGGCACUUGCUGUGGCAGCUCGUGUGAUCCUUGCGUUAAUACUCUGUGGCGCGAGGAGAGGGAUGUUUGGAGGGAGAGGUGGGGUGAUAGGAAGGUUGAGGGUGAAUAUGCGGAUGGAAGGAAGGAUUUGGAGUGGUGA
Molecule: messenger RNA, 579 nt
Organism: Penicillium verhagenii
Lineage: Eukaryota; Fungi; Ascomycota; Eurotiomycetes; Eurotiales; Aspergillaceae
Exons: 1
Coding region: 1-579 (192 amino acids)
Source: RefSeq, a predicted model, not a curated record